CUGGGGGCGAGCGAGAGAGAUUAUGUAGGCUGUACACAACUGUUGUUUUAAUCCCCGGACCGAAGAGAUUUAGCAUAAAAAACACGGGUUUCUCCUUUAGCAGCCAUAUUGUAUGGACUAUUGUUGGAAAAAGCAGUAUUUCAGCAGCAAAAGUCAUUUUAAGGAGAACCUUGACAAGACUCUGGGAAAGUUGAUCUUCAACCCACUGGCGGUGGGAUUCAGUUCAACAGCUAGCUGUCCAGCUGGCUGAGGAAUUUCACAGAUUGGGGAUAGUAUUUUUAAGAUAUAGAUUUCUAUAUUUAUUUAUUUUUUAGCUUGUUUUAUUAACAGUCGUCAAGAUGAAGGACCGAUUGGAACAACUUAAAGCGACAUGUGACAAUGACGAUGAAGAAGUGGAAAUUGCCAUCGACAAUGCAGCUUUUAUGGAUGAGUUUUUCUCUCAGAUCGAGGACAUCAGGAACAGUAUUGAUAAGAUUGAUGAGAAUGUGUCUGAAGUCAAGAAGCUCUACUCAGUCAUCCUGUCUGCCCCCACAUCAGACCAGAAAACACAGGAUGACUUGGAGGCUGUCACCAACGACAUCAAGAAGAUGGCUAACAACGCCCGGAACAAACUCAAAACCAUCGAGAGGAAUCUGGAGUCUGAGGAAGAGGAGAGGAUUUCAGCCGACAUGCGGAUUCGCAAAUCACAGCAUGCAGUGCUGUCCAGGAAGUUUGUGGAAGUGAUGACCAAGUACAAUGAGGCCCAGGUGGACUUCAGGGAGAGGAGUAAAGGACGCAUCCAGAGACAGCUAGAGAUCACUGGCAAAGCCACAACAGACGAGGAGCUGGAGGAGAUGUUAGAGGGUGGAAACUCAGCCGUCUUCACUUCAGGGAUCAUGGACUCUGGGAUCUCGAAGCAGGCUCUCAGUGAGAUUGAGGCGCGACACAAAGACAUUGUGCGUCUAGAGAGCAGCAUCAAAGAGCUGCACGACAUGUUUGUAGACAUCGCCAUGCUGGUGGAGAGCCAGGGUGACAUAGUAAACAACAUAGAGGUGCAAGUGUCUAAAGCUGUGGACCACAUAGUAGUGGCUAAGACUGAGACCAAAAAAGCCAUCCAGUACCAGAGCAAAGCACGCAAGGGCGGAAUGAUUGAGAGGAUUGAGAACAACAUGGACCAAUCGGUGGGCUUCGUAGAGCGGGCGGUAGCUGACACUAAGAAAGCCGCCAAGUUUCAGCAGGAGGCCCGUCGUAAGACAAUCAUUAUAGCAGUGGUCUGUACUGUGCUUGCUGUCCUCAUCCUCGCCAUCAUCCUAUCACAGACAGUAGGGUAAUAGAGGGACCACGGCCCCCACCCACCCAACUUCUCCAUCUUCAUAAUCACUCUAGUCUGCCCUCCUCCAGCUGUAACGGCAAAAAGGGGGAUGUAGCCUCAACUAAUCACUCCCGUUGCCCUGGGAUCCUCCCCCUCUCUUACUGUAUAUCUGACCAAUAGAAAAAGGCCCAGCCAGUGGGACUGGCUGGUGUCUUCCCUGAUGUGGCUGAGAGGAUGAGUAUCAGGUGGGAGAGAAACAAGAGGACCAAAGCUGAGACUGUUUAUGAGCCUCUGAUAAGGCCAAUAAAAGGGAAUCUGAAGAAAUUGAUAUCUUUACCCUCACACAACUAAAUGGACACCAUGCAACACACCAUGAAAUUCUCUGAACUGCUUUCUAUGUAUCCAAUAAUGUAAAUAAUGUGAUUGAUCUUGAUCCACACUGAAGGGAAUUGAUGACACUCCUCUCCCCAAUACAAAAACCUCCAUUGACUUAAUGUACCCCUGCCACCACCGUGCCUUAUUGUCUUGCCAUGAUGACCCUCCAAGCUGAAAGGUAACCAGCCAUCCACAGCCUCCUCCAGCCCACAGAGGAAAUGGUGCAUUGUUUAUCUCACCUAUGAUUAUUGUACUGAGGAUGGAAACCAGUGUAUUUCAAUUCAGUUUAUGUAAAGCAAUGUGCAUGUGUUUGAUGCCACUUGAAUAGUUUUUUUUUAACUCCUAAAGCACACCUUACCUCUGAGCGUUUGGGAGAGAUCUUAGUCUAACAUCUGAUUUGCUCCUAAAGCCUUUCUUUACUAUCUGUCUAAUUUAAAUUAAUUUCCAUACCUCAGACAUGGUGGCCGAUGGCAAGGCUUUAAAUGAGACACUGAGGGAAGAUCUCAAUUACCUACUCCUCACGUCCCCUUUCCUCGUCUCCUUCUCAAAACCCAUUGGAGGAGAAGGUCCAAAUGGAGGGACCUCUGGCUUUCUCAUCCAGUGGGUUUUGAGUUGGCGAGAGGAUGCCUGGAGAAUGCAAUUGAGAUCAUCCCUGAGGGUCUGGACAUUUCAAUCUGUAAAUUUCAAGACUGUUUUAAAUGUAUUUUAAAUAUAAUCUAACUUCACUGUAGUAUUAUGGUGGAUACCAGAGAUUUGAAUGAUGGAAUAAAAUAUAUAUAUAUAUAUUUUUUAA
This is a messenger RNA of Coregonus clupeaformis (lake whitefish), 2459 nucleotides long. RefSeq names its product syntaxin-3. The record is from RefSeq and is a predicted model, not a curated record. Bases 339 to 1310 code for a protein of 323 amino acids. Gene Ontology annotation, molecular function: SNARE binding; SNAP receptor activity. Gene Ontology annotation, biological process: intracellular protein transport; exocytic insertion of neurotransmitter receptor to postsynaptic membrane; synaptic vesicle fusion to presynaptic active zone membrane. The transcript is spliced from 11 exons. Gene Ontology annotation, cellular component: presynaptic active zone membrane; endomembrane system; postsynapse. NCBI's taxonomy places the organism in Eukaryota, Metazoa, Chordata, Actinopteri, Salmoniformes, Salmonidae.